GUCUGGACAGCAAUCGCUUGUGACUUCUUAGCAAUCAUGGCCUCAUCUGUCUCAAGUGAGCAAGGAUUUUCAUCAGCAGCAUUAACAAUUACAAAGUGCCAUAACCAUCUCAAGGGGGAUGUCAUUGUGGCAUUGCAAGUUAUGAAAUGUCUUCUCCAUUGCGACCUGGUUUUUUGUGAGUCAGGACCAUCAUCAUUAACUGAAGAUCCUGCAGAUGAUGAAGACAAGGUUCUUGAUGGGGGGGCAGAUGAGUUGAGUGAAGAAAGUGUCGAAAUUGUUCAAAAUUAA
This is a messenger RNA of Suillus paluster, 288 nucleotides long. RefSeq lists its product as uncharacterized. The record is from RefSeq and is a predicted model, not a curated record. The annotation marks the transcript as partial. Gene Ontology annotation, molecular function: protein dimerization activity. The transcript has a single exon. Lineage: Eukaryota; Fungi; Basidiomycota; Agaricomycetes; Boletales; Suillaceae.